AAAUUUUAAAUAAAUUUCAUUUUAUUAAAUAGAACUUUUAUUUUAACGCAGAAGGGAUAUUUCAUUUUAAUGAUACAUAUAUCGCAGAUUUUUAAAAGGAGUAUCAAAAUUAAAUUAAACAUACUAUUGUGAUCUAAAAUUGAAAUUAAAAUUCCAAAAUGGAGGAUACAUUUUUUCCAUCAAGUCCUAUAGCGGCUGUACAAUUUAUACCAAUUAUCAAUUAUUUGAAUAUAUUAAGUGAUUUUUUAUUCAUGGAAAAUUAUUUGGAUGAAGUUAAUCAAAAUAAAAAAAUACCAAUUGUUAAUGCACUUUAUGAAUAUUUAACAGACAAUCGUGAUAAUGUUGAUCAAAAAGAAAAAUUAAUUCGACAAUUGUUAAAAGAUAGUGAUAUGUAUGGCGAAAAGAAGUCUGAAGAAUUUGAAAUAACUUUCGUUAAUACAAUGUUUGAUUAUAUAAUUAGUUCACUUGUAUUUGAGAAAUAUGGAAAUAUUUAUGGAUUUUUAGCAGAGGCAAUUCGUAAGGAAAAAAUUUUUAAAUACAAUCAUACAUUAAUGGUGAUUAAGGAAACAUUAAAAAAUGCAAUAUUUGAAAAUGAAUACGGCUCUAAUUCGAAACUAACUGAUUUGGCAGUUAAUAGAAUAUACAGCGAUAUAAUAUUACCACUUUUUCCCCAACCAAAUACAAAUUUGAAUUUAUUAUCUCUUGAUUAUAUUUUUGCACAAGCUGGUUCAAUGUAUCUUCGUCUUGGAAGAAUAAAUUAUCCCUAUUAUCAAGAUAAUAGUGAAAAUUCUACUUUUAAAAAAGAAAUUAAUUUUCAGGAAUAUUUAACAGUGGGACAUGUAAUUAAAAAUUUAAUUCAUAGUGAAAAAAUAGAUUCUCUAAAUUUGAGAGUAUUUGCUUUACCUGCUCUUUUUUAUUACAUUUCUUCAGGGGAAAAUAUUAGUAAGAAAAAAAUAACAAAUAUAAUUUUUCAACCACAUCAUUGGAAGAUGGCUUAUCAAAAUUUGUUUGAAUACCUGAGGAGUAAUUUUUAUCGAAUUAAUGAUCAAUUACGAAAAGAUUAUAAAUAUAAUAUCCAUUUAGCAUUUUCGGAUUUUCAAAGUCUUACUUCAAUGGCUCAAUUUUUAUUAAAUUCAGAAUGCAAAUUUUUAAAUGAAGAUAAUCUAAAAUUCAUACUUUCUGUUUAUAUUGAUAAUGCCAAAAGUUUUAAAUGUCAAUGUGGAAUUGAUUUGCGUGAUAUACAAGAUUGGUUUCAGAAUAAAAUUCAUAAUAUUGGUGAAUUAUAUGGAAAAUAUGAAUUAGAAAUAAUUCAACGGGUUUUUAGUGAAUUUGCAAUAGAAGAUGUUUCUAGUACUGAAAUAACAAUACUGUAUACAAAUAAUGAAUUUAAUAAUUCAGAAUAUUUAUUCUAUGAUUUAUUUGAAUUUUAUUUUUCUAACAAUCAAACUUACAACUAUUAUGCAUUAAUACGAGAAAAUAAUACUGUAAAACUUAUUAAAGAGACAGAUGAUGGUCUACUUUUUCGCAAAAAACUUCAUUUAUCAAUAUAUAAAUUAAUACAAUCGGGUCAUCGAAUUAUUUUAAAGUACAAAAAUGAAACCAUAAAUAUAUUUUUUGAAGAACUAAUGAAACAUAAGAAACAACGAUUCAAGAAUUAUUUACGCAAUAAUAAUGCACAUUCAAUGAAUAAUGAAUGGUGGAAAGAAUUUGGAUUAUCACUAAUGGUAUCAUAUCCUUGUUUAUCAAAUAUCGACAGUCAGCAUAUCGUUGAAAAAAAAAAUUUGCGAUAA
Molecule: messenger RNA, 1790 nt
Organism: Leptopilina boulardi
Lineage: Eukaryota; Metazoa; Arthropoda; Insecta; Hymenoptera; Figitidae
Exons: 2
Coding region: 159-1790 (543 amino acids)
Source: RefSeq, a predicted model, not a curated record